This is a messenger RNA of Rhinichthys klamathensis goyatoka, 2918 nucleotides long. RefSeq names its product zinc finger DHHC-type palmitoyltransferase 13 (gene zdhhc13). The transcript is spliced from 17 exons. The coding region runs from base 111 to 2045 and encodes 644 amino acids. Gene Ontology annotation, biological process: protein palmitoylation. NCBI's taxonomy places the organism in Eukaryota, Metazoa, Chordata, Actinopteri, Cypriniformes, Leuciscidae. Gene Ontology annotation, cellular component: Golgi membrane. Gene Ontology annotation, molecular function: protein binding; palmitoyltransferase activity. The record is from RefSeq and is a predicted model, not a curated record.
UUUGUCACUCGUAUCGAGGAAGUGGAAGAUGCGUUGAACGCACGCCCGAUUUCAGUAUCUGACAGAGUAAAUUCUACAUGUUCAAUCACUUAUAACCUCCCUCAGAAGUGAUGGAUUGGUCAGAAGGAGACGGAGGCCACUCCCAUGGUCACAUGGGUGACAGUUGCCAUGGACACGGUGGUGGUCACUCCCACAGCCACGGUCACGGUCAUGGAGGUCCUGGCUUUGGUGGUUUCAUGCCCGGCAGCUUCCAGGGCCCGGGACCUCUUGAUUCCACGCAGCAGCCGAGGAAGAUCUCGCACCCUGAGGACAGCAGUUCCUGGGAUAUAGUCAAAGCAACACAGUUUGGUGCUCUUGAGAGGUGUAAAGAACUUAUAGAGGCUGGUUAUGACGUCAGGCAGCCUGACAAGGAGAAUGUGACGCUGCUCCAUUGGGCUGCCAUCAACAAUCGAGCAGAUAUUGUCAAAUACUACAUAUCUAAAGGUGCUGUCAUAGACCAGCUAGGCGGUGACCUGAAUUCUACACCACUCCACUGGGCCAUACGGCAGGGUCAUUUGUCUAUGGUCAUUCAGCUGAUGCGUUAUGGAGCCGAUCCAUCAUUAGCAGAUGGUGAAGGGUAUCGCAGUCUCCAUCUGGCUGUGCUCUUCCAGCAUAUGCCCAUCGCUGCCUACCUCAUGGCCAAAGGACAGGAAGUGGAUACACCGGACAUAAAUGGACAAACCCCACUGAUGUUGGGGGCACAAAAAAUCAUUGGACCUGAACCCACAAACUUCCUGAUAAAGUGCAACGCUUCAGUGAACGCGGUGGAUAAAGUGAACAGAAACUCACCUCUACACUGUGCUGUACUGGCCGGCAAUGUGGAUGCGGCCCACAUCCUGCUGCAGGCUGGAGCCAGCGUGGACCUGGAGAAUACCAAUGGUCACACUCCCAUUGACCUGGCGCACCAGGUGCACAGCCCUCUGCUCAUUCACACGCUCAGUGCGAUGAAGACGGAACGAAUCAAAGCCAACUCCACGUGUUUUAAACUGCUCAAUAGAUACAAGGUGUGUCUACAGUCUGCGUUCAGUGUUGUUGUGGUCGGAGCCAUCGGUGCCAUAUUAGACAUGAAGAGCGAGUCCUGGUUACUGAAGGGUGUUCUGCUGGCCUGCAUCAUGGCUGUGAUCAACCUCACUUCGAGGCAGUUGGCGACUGUGGCGGUACGGUCUUUGAUUCCCUCGGCCAGUCUCAUGGCUUCUAUCUUCUGGAUGGUGGUCACAUGGGGCUUGUGGUUUCUACCUGAUAUCCCCAGCGCUACAGUCCAGAUGCUCUUCACAGUCAACAUCACAGCCUUACUGUAUUACUACCUCCGCUCCUGCAGGACAGACCCUGGCAUCGUCAAGGCAACCGAGGAGGAGAAGAAGAAGAAUAUUGUGGUUCUGGCAGAAGCGGGUUGUCUGGAUCCCAGGAUAUUUUGUACUUCAUGUAUGAUGAGGAAGCCAAUGAGAGCCAAUCACUGCUUUUACUGUAAUGCCUGUGUUGCUAAACAAGACCACCACUCCAUUUGGAUCAAUGGCUGCAUAGGCGCCAGAAAUCACCCGUUCUUUGUGCUUUUCCUGGUGGCUCUGAACUGCCUCUGCAUGUGGACGUUCUACGGCAGUAUUAAGUACUGGUCGAAACACUGCCCGCUGCACUACACCGAGGAGGGUGUGUGGGGGGCGGUGACCGCUCUCAUGGGCUGCUCUCCCUGGGUGCUUUACAUCUUCUGCUUCGCUUUCUUCCACACCUGCUGGGCCUCCAUCCUGCUGCUGUUACAGCUCUACCAGAUUGCGUUCCUUGGACUGACGACGGUCGAGAGAGCUAACCUGACACACAGGCAGAGAAAACUCCCUCAAGCCUCUUCUCUCAGACAAAACCCAUUCAAUCUUGGAGUGGUGAAGAACCUGGUGAACUUCUUCCAGUGGCGCUGCUGCGGUCUCUGUAAGCCAAUGGUGCUGGACUGGACUCAACAGUAUCCGAUGGGUCUCAGCAGAGACCAUCCCAUGUUCAGCGGUCCCGAUGCUGUUUGACCACCAGAGGCCAGUCACCCACUCAGGGAGAGCGUCGUCCCCAGUUAUGGAGCCAUUGGUUUGAUUUGUAAUGCCUUUUUAAUGAUGAAAAGGAAGAAUAGACUGAAUGCUAAUUUGGAUAAUCUUUUGUUCUAUUUGCAAGAACAUUCACCUUUUAUAUUUGAGCGAAAUAUAUAUGUGAUGUGCAUUCAUGGUAAUGAUGGGAAGAUUUUGCCUUACAGCUUAAGUUCUACAUAAGAAUGUUUAUAAGCAUACUGAUAUAUUUUGAACUGAAAUAUUUUGUAAGGUACGGUAAGAUCAAAUUGUUUUGGGUUUAACUCCCAAGUCCUUUUACAGGAAGUGACCACUAUCCUCUUUGUGAACCGAUUUGUAAAUCAGAGCAAUUUUAUUUCUACAAAACAAAUAAUUACAAAAAAUGCGCCAAAUUACAAAUUCAGUUGCUGAUAUUGAUUAUUGGCUGAAAAUCUGAUUUCUUGUAAUUUUGAGAAACGUAUAUCCCUUGAUGCGUCAAAGUGCAUUUGAAAUGACUUAAUGCUACGAUCAGAUGCACCACCACUCUCCUGAGCUACCGCAGCAUUUAUAGCAUUAUACAUACAAGAUUAAUCAUAUCAUUUAAUAUAUUUCAUUAGUUAUUAGAAUCACGUUGCCCUUUGUACAUUUUCUGAGUAAUCAGUCAUAAUGGUGGCAGUUGAUCUUAUUUUUUAGCCUUUAAUAACCACUGUGUAGUACAGGCUCAUGUCUGAUGGCAUCAUCAUGCUGUUUACUGCAGUUCUCAAUACUAUUCAUUAUACUUUAUCACGCAGUAUGUCAUUAUAAGGGAAAUGUGCUGUUCUUGAAUCCUGCUCUGUGCUUUGGAAUAAAUCACUUUUAUAA